GUAGAUAAUUUUCGACAAAUUCCAAAUCUUAUCAAUUUUAUCAAUAUAUCUAAAUAUCAAUAAAAAUUUCGACAAUUGCUGUUUCAUACUUAAAUAAGUUAUCAAUAAUUAUUUUUUUCUCAACAUGUCAAUAUCAAAAAUUAAUAGUUUAAAUUCUUCAUUUAAUUUUCAAAAUUAUGAUAACAAUUAUUCUGAAACUGAAAAUGAAGAUACAUUACAAAAUUCAUUUCUGUCUUGGGAUGCAUUUAAAUAUUUUCCAUUAAAAAAAAAAAAUGCAUCCAUGCAAAAUAAAAAAUGGUUGAAUGUUUCUAUACAAAUUAUUAAAAUAUUUAUGUAUGGUAUUCUUUACUGUACUAUUUUUUGUAGUGGUUUAAUUAUUAAAUUUAUGUUCAUUUUUGCUAUAUCACAACUUAAAGAUGAAAAAUCUAUACAAUUUUGUGAUUAUUAUUCAAAAUAUGAUCAAAAAUUAGAAGCAAGAAUUUCUAAGAAAGGCAAAGUAAUUUGGACUUGGCAUAUUAUUUUUAUGUUUGUUAUACCAGAAUUUUUUACUAUAUUUCAUGCGAUAUGGAAUUUCUUUUUCAAAAAAAAACUAAAAUUACCUAAGAAACAAAAUAUUUUAAUUCUUUUUUUUUUGGAAACACUCCAUUCAAUUGGUAUAGCAUUAUUAAUUUUUUAUAGUCUUCCAAAACUUAAUUCUAUAGAUGUUGCUGCAAUUUCUAGUUGUAUUUGUUUUAUUCCUACUUUUUUAAAUUUAUUUACUCAACAUCACAAAUAUUCAAGUGAAAUUAUCAUAUUCGUAUUAGUUCUAAUAAUCAAUGUUUUAGCACUAAUUGCUCAAGGUUUAGGAAUUAUUUUAUAUUCUAUUUUAAAUAAUGCACAAGAUCCUCUAACAUGGAUUCUUCCUAUUUCACUCUUAUUAUCUUCUUGUCGCUGGUGGUAUAAUUAUAUAUCUCUUUAUAGUUAUUUAGAUUUUAUAAAAUCAUUAGCAAGAAAUAAAACAGAUUUAUCAAAUAAUUGUUAUCUAUUACAAGGAUAUGUAGCAAUUUGGAGAUGUUUUAUUUUUAUUUUAAGUAGUGUAAUAAUUUUAAUUUUUAAAGAAAUUCAAAUACUAGAAUUCUUUGAAUAUAUAUGGCAGAAUACAUAUAACAUAGAACUAAUUCAAAUAUCAAAUUCUUCUCUUAGAGAAAAUGUAUCAUUAUCAAAUUUAUAUGUUAAUGAUAUUGUAGAUAUUAUUGCAGAUUCUUCUGCACCUUUAUAUAGCUUUUUAAUACAAGCAUUUUGUGGUUUUUUUAUAUAUCAAACAGCAAAAUUUGCAUAUCAAACAAAAAUGCAUAAGUUUGGUUUUGCUCUUCCAAUAAGUUUAAUUACUCCAGGAACAAUUUUUUUAAUAAUAAUAUUUUGUAUUUUAAGAAAAGAAGAUGUAUGUGCUUUUCAUAAUAUAAUACCAGAUUAUUUAUUUUUAAAUAUGCCUACAUAUAAUAAUAUAAGAGAAUUUCUUAUAAAUUGGCGUGUUUGGUGUUGGUCUAUGUGCUGGUUAUCACAGAUUUGGAUUACAAAGCAACUUUGGUUUGAUGAAAAUGAAAAACUCGCUUCUGUAGAAAAAAUUUUCUAUCAAUCUAGUUAUGAUUCAUUUCUGAUUGAUCAAUUUUUGGGAUUAAAUAAGAAAAUACAUGAAAAUCAUAUUAUAGAAGAAGAAGAAUUUUCAAAUAUUACAGAAUUUAAGAUUAGUAAUUCAAAAAUGCAAAAUUUGAAUAAUUCUUAUUCAACAAUUUCUAAGAAUGAUUUAAACAACAAAAGAAUUAAUAAUGUUACUCAAAUUUAUGUUUGUGCAACUAUGUGGCAUGAAGAUAAAAAAGAAAUGAAUAAAUUAAUUGGAAGUAUCCUAAGAUUAGAUAAAGAUCAGUGUGCUAUGAAAGUUACACAAAAAUAUUACAAAAUUUUUAUCAAUGAUUAUUAUGAACUUGAAACACAUAUAAUAUUUGAUGAUGCAUUUUGUUGUAUGCAUGACUGUAUUGGAUUUUGUAAUCAUAAUGAAAAUGAAACACAAGUAAAUGAAUAUGUAACAACAUUUAUAGAAACAAUGCAGGAAAAUAUAAAGGAUCUUGGUAUACUUUAUUUACCACCUACUAAAUAUCCAACACCUUAUGGUGGUCAACUUAUUUGGAAUUUACCUGGAAAGACAUAUCUAAUAGUACAUCUUAAAGAUAAAAAUAAAAUUAGACAUAGAAAACGAUGGAGUCAGGUCAUGUAUAUGUAUUAUUUUCUUGGAUAUCGUUUAAUGAGUACAUCAAUAGAUGUUGAUACUAAAGAAUUAAUGGCACAGAAUACUUAUAUUUUAACUUUAGAUGGAGAUGUUGAUUUUCAUCCAAGUGCUGUUAAAUCAUUGUUAGAUUUAAUGAAGAAAGAUAAAGAAUUAGGUGCAGCUUGUGGAAGAAUACAUCCAAUAGGAAAAGGUCCCAUAAUUUGGUUUCAAAAAUUUGAAUAUGCUAUGGGACAUUGGCUUCAAAAAUCAACAGAACAUACAAUAGGCUCUGUUCUUUGCAGUCCAGGCUGCUUUUCACUUUUUAGAAUAAAAGCUUUAAUGCAACAUAAUGUCAUAGCUAAAUAUGCAACAAAAUCAACUGAACCCAGACAUUAUAUUCAAUAUGAUCAAGGAGAAGAUAGGUGGCUUUGUACAUUAAUUUUACAAGCUGGUUGUAAAGUAGAAUAUUGUGCAGCAAGUGAUGCUUAUACACAUGCUCCAGAAUCAUUUAAAGAAUUUUAUAUUCAACGUCGACGAUGGAUUCCUUCAACUAUGGCUAAUAUUUUUGAUUUAUUAGAUAAUUCAAAAGAGACCAGAAAAUUAAAUGAUAAUAUUUCUUGGUUUUAUAUAACUUAUCAAUGGAUUUUAACAGGUAGCACAAUUAUAGGACCAUCUUUUAUAUACUUAAUGAUGGUUGGAGCAUUUGUAACUUCUUUUCAAUUAGAUAACUGGUUAAGUUUCUGGUAUAAUUCAAUUCCAAUCAUUAUUUUUAUUUUAAUAUGUUUUUUUUGUCAAGAACGCAUACAGCUUAUAGCAGCAGAAGUUAUUACUAUUAUAUAUGCUUUAGUAAUGAUAGUUGUAUUAGUUGGAAUAAUACUACAAAUUGCAACAGAUGGAUAUUUUACACCUAAUACUCUUUUAUUUUUUAUUGUGAUUAGUCAAUUUAUAAUAACAGCUUUUUUGCACCCUCAAGAAUUAUCAUGUUUACCUAAUGGAAUCAUUUAUUAUAUUACUGUACCUUCUAUGUACAUGUUACUAAUUAUUUUUUCUAUUUUCAAUUUACAUAAUAUUACAUGGGGAACCAGAGAAUCAAAAUCAAAACAAAUAUUAGAACAACAAAGUUUAAAAAAAUCUCAAUGUGAACAAGAGAAAACUACAAACAAGUGGACAAAAUCUUAUUUAUCUCAUUUAUUUCAAUGUACAUUUUAUACACACAAAAAUUCAAAAGAAAUAGAAAAAUAUUUAGAAUACAUUUAUAAUUCUAUAAAUGAAAUUAAUUUUCGUUUAAAACAAAUAGAAAGCAAUGUACUAAAAAGUAAUAUAGAAAAUAGAGAUAAUGAUGUUAUCAAUAUAUCAAACGAAAAUAUAGAAGAAAAAAAUAAUCAAAAUAAAACAUAUAAUGAAGAAAUAAAAUUACAAGUAUUUGAAAACUUAAGUAGAAAUAUAGAUUCUGAAAUUGAAAUUUCAGAAGAUACCUUUAUUAAUGAUUAUCAAGAAAAUUCAAAUUACUUAAUAAAUCCUUAUUGGCUACAAGAUGAAUGUUUAAAGAAUGGAAAAGUAGAUUUUCUUUCUUUUGAAGAAGAAGAAUUUUGGAAACAAUUGAUUAAAAAAUAUUUAUUUCCUAUUGAAAAUGAUAUAAAAAAACAACAAAAUAUUACAAAGGAAUUGGUAAAUAUACGUAAUGAAUAUCUUUUAAAAUUUUUUAUGAUAAAUAUAACAUUUAUAGCAGCAAUAUUUUUAUUGCAAAUAAACAAAGAUAUUUUGCGUUUCCAAUGGCCAUUUGCUAUUCUAUAUAAUAUCACCUAUGUUGAUGAAUAUGAAAUACAUAUAUAUAAAAAAUAUAUGCAUUUGGAACCAAUUGGAUGUCUUUUCAUUAUUGCAUUUGUUUUUAUUUUAUCAAUUCAAUUUUUAGCUAUGUUGCAUCAUCGUUUAAAUACAUUUGUCCAUGUACUUGCUAAUAUAAAAUUAAAUUUAUUUUAUCCUAUUAAGAAGAAAGAUAUAUCAAAUGAUAUUGGUAUUCAUGCAAAAAACAUAGCUGAAAAUCUCCAAAAUACAAUAGAUACUGAGAGAAUAUUUCAUUUAAAAGACAAUGCAUUUUCUUCUGGAAAACGUAAAACUGUUAGAGAAUUAAUAGAAGAUAAUCAAAAUUCUUCAAAAAGGCUUUCCAAUUUUGAAAUACUUUUUCGUAAACAAUUACAGGAAAUUGAUAUAUCUGGAUUUUCUAAAACAAUAUCUUCAAACAUAUCAAAAGAUGUAUUGGAAAUAAAACGUCAUUCAAAUAUUUUAACAGAAAAUAAAUCACAAUUGGAAAAUAAUAUACCUAAUGAUAGUAUAGAAAAGAAAAAAUUAUCAAAACACUAUAUAUAUGAUAAUCCAACAUUUUUAAAUGACACUAAUAAAUAAAUUUAUGUACUAUAUUCUUAUUAAUAUUAUUUAUAUUACAUAUAUUUAUAUUCAUAUUUAUAUUACAUUAAAUAAUAAUAAUUAAAAAAUAAUUAAUAAUAUUAAUUAAAUAAUUAAAAAAUUUAUGUUGUAUAAUCAAUACAAGAAAAAUUUAAUUAUUAUUUUAAUAUAAAUAAAUAAACUAUCAAUCAUAAAUUUUC
Messenger RNA from Apis cerana (Asiatic honeybee), 4845 nucleotides. RefSeq names its product chitin synthase chs-2. Gene Ontology annotation, cellular component: cell periphery; cell septum. Gene Ontology annotation, molecular function: chitin synthase activity. The record is from RefSeq and is a predicted model, not a curated record. Lineage: Eukaryota; Metazoa; Arthropoda; Insecta; Hymenoptera; Apidae. Gene Ontology annotation, biological process: chitin biosynthetic process.